This is a messenger RNA of Tripterygium wilfordii, 940 nucleotides long. RefSeq lists its product as uncharacterized. The transcript has 4 exons. Bases 107 to 682 code for a protein of 191 amino acids. Lineage: Eukaryota; Viridiplantae; Streptophyta; Magnoliopsida; Celastrales; Celastraceae. The record is from RefSeq and is a predicted model, not a curated record.
UGCUGAUCUGAGUCGACCAUUUUCGCAUUUUGGUAUAAAAGAAAAGAGAGGAAAAAACUUCUAAAACCCUUGAAAAAGGACAAGAAAGGAUUUUGUGCGGGGAGAGAUGUUGGCGAGGAGGUUUGUUUCCAUCUUCAAGACUUCUCCGGCAUCAAAGGCCUCCGGUUCUGCGAAGCAUGUAGAUGACGGAUUGAAGAAAUCCAUGGGUCGUAAGGCAGUUUCUUUUGUCUUAAUUACCGUCACAGGCGGUGUUGCUUUGAGUGCUCUUGAUGAUCUUGCUAUCUAUCAUGGAUGCAGCAGGAAGGCCAUGGAGAAAGCCAGCACAAACCAGGCGAUCAAAGAUGCUAUUGGGGAUCCAAUUGUUAAGGGUCCAUGGUACAAUGCGUCUCUUGCAGUUUCUCAUAGAAGGAAUUCUGUAUCUUGUACAUUUCCUGUGUCUGGACCACAAGGAAAUGGGGUCGUACAAUUGAAGGCAGUCCGCAAUGGAGAUGACAGCUGGUCUUCAUACUUUCGGUCGCGGGAUUGGGACAUCCUUAUCAUGGAUGCUCUCCUCCAUGCUCCUGGAAACGAGGAAAAACAGCAAACAUUGCGGAUUAGUCUCUCUGACAACUUCCUACCAGAACCUUGUAAGUCCUGUACUGAUUGCAAUGCUCCAGCUCCUGAGAAUCCAGAGAAGAAAUGAUGAGAAGCAUUUACAUUUUUUUUAAAAUUUUUUCUCCCCAACUGAAAGUCCCUUUUAUUCUUCUGUAUCUGAUUUGCACAUCAGAAUAAAUUUUGCCAAAGCUAAACAUGGUAAUAGACUUGUUAGCUUUUUGUCAUAGGCUGAUAGAUUAUGCACAUUUUGUCUCUUUGCUUGGAUUUUCAAUCCCAGGUUGUAGUCUAUGAUGGCUUUGUUAGUUUUUCUGGUCCAUAGAAUUUGUAUGUUAAAAGGAUUCAAGUU